Aspergillus vadensis CBS 113365 is the source of this 1509-nucleotide messenger RNA. Its product is annotated as vitamin H transporter. The transcript is spliced from 5 exons. Gene Ontology annotation, molecular function: allantoate transmembrane transporter activity; dipeptide transmembrane transporter activity. Gene Ontology annotation, biological process: dipeptide transport; transmembrane transport; tripeptide transport. Lineage: Eukaryota; Fungi; Ascomycota; Eurotiomycetes; Eurotiales; Aspergillaceae. Gene Ontology annotation, cellular component: plasma membrane. The coding region runs from base 1 to 1509 and encodes 502 amino acids. The record is from RefSeq and is a predicted model, not a curated record.
AUGUCCGCCUCGGACAGUACCAACUCCUCUCCUCCAACGGAGGACGAGAAGAGCUUUGCUAAGGGUCCCAAUGAGACUAUCCAGCAUAUUUCAGAGAGUGAGGAGAAGGCCAUCAUUCGCCGCAUUGAUCUUUGCCUUCUUCCAUUGAUGUUCUUUUCAUACUUGCUGCAAUAUCUCGACAAGACCACCUUGUCGUAUGCAUCGAUCCUGGGCCUUUUGAGUGGCACGCACAUGACCACAGCUCUUUACUCAUGGACCUCGAGUGCCUUCUAUUUUGGUUACCUAGUCGCAUCCUACCCUGUAUCCCUGGGAUUUGUAAAAUUUCCGCUCGGCAAAUACCUUUCUACUAUGAUGAUUCUAUGGGCUAUCGUCUUGACAUGCCACGCAGCAGCUUCCAACUUUGCAGGGAUGACCGUCCUACGUGUACUUUUGGGAGUCUUUGAAAGCGCCAUAAGCCCCGGGUUCACCUUGGUUGUGAGUAUGUGGUACACGCCAUCAGAGCAUGCUCUGCGCAGCUGCAUCUGGUUCGCAGGCAACGGCGUCGCUGCAAUCUUCGGAGGCGUUCUCGCCUACGCCAUCGGCCACAUUGAAGACAGAUUGGGCCCGUGGCAAUGGCUCUUCAUCAUAUUCGGACUGAUCACCCUGGUAUGGUCGAUAUUUCUGUUCUUCGUCCUGCCCGACUCCCCACGUAAUGCCAAGUUCCUCCAACCGAAUCAGCGCGAGCCCGCCUACCUUCGCGCGCAAGCAUGUCAGAAGAGCUACCAAAGCCGCGAAUGGAAGAAAGAUCAAUUUAUCGAAGCGUGGCUUGACCCGCAAACAUGGUUCUUGUUCGUCUACAAUUUCAUGGUCUCCCUACCAAAUGGAGGCAUAACAAACUUCUCUAGCCUGGUUAUCGAGUCUUUCGGCUUCGAUACCUUCAAUACUCUCUUGUACAGCAUCCCCAUGGCUGCUGUGGCUCUCGUCUUUCUGCUUGUUAGUGCAUUCACAUGCAAUCGCUUCCGUGGACUUCGCUGCUAUUGGAUGAUUAUCACUCUUCUGGUCAGCCUCAUCGGCAUUCUCCUUAUGCGACAGCUCCCCACCGAGAAGAAAUGGGGUCGGUUGGUAGGGGUCUGGCUCGUCAGUGUCUUUGGUGCCGGAUGGCCUCUUAGUCUUAGUCUGGUCUCAAGCAACUUUGCCGGAUUCACCAAGAAAAGUACCGUGACAGCUAUACUUUUCAUUGGAUACUGCGUGGGAAAUAUUGCCGGCCCGCAGUUAUUCAAGACCAACGAAGCGCCAAAGUACUUGACUGCGUUCGCCGCUAUUCUGGCCUGCUUCUGCAUUGCUGUCGCGGAUGUUAUUGCUCUGCGAGUAUACAUGAUGUGGGAGAAUGAGCGAAGGAAUCGCAAGCAGGGUCGGACCAUUGAGCCCGAGUCACCAGAGAUGGAGGAUGCUGUACAGGCGUAUUCGGGCCACAACGAGUCAGGCGAUAUUACAGAUUGGCAGAACGAGAAUUAUCGGUACUGUUUGUAG